AUGUCUCGCAAUAUUCAAGAAUAUAUCAAUAAUUUAGUAAAUAAGCCAAGAGUUUAUUAUUUGGAUCUUAACAAUCACUUCCAAAAACAAGGUUAUCAGUGUUUUACUUGUCACCAAAACUUACAAGGAGUAAAUGUUUCUAACAAUCAGAUCACUAGUUUAAAUUUUUUAAAUACUUUACCUAAUAAGGACAAAUUAAAAGGCAUUAAUCUGUUUGGUAAUCAGAUCAAAGAGAUAGAUUUUGCCGAAUUAUUUACUAACUUUCCCAAUUUAGAGAAAAUAAAUUUACAAAAUAAUCCCUUAUUCGCUAAAAACUUGGAAAAUCUAACUAGUGAACAAUUUGCUAAAUUAAUCCAAGGUAUCAAAGAAAAGAAAAUUAGAGUUGACUCCUUUAAAGGAACAGUUUUAAUGGAUUUAUUGGAAUACACUCAAAACUUAAUUAAAAAUGGCGAUAAUUCCCAAAGACAACAGGCUUAUCAAUUACAAGCCGUUUUACAAAGCAGUCCCAUUGAAAACGAACAACAGCCCAAUAAAAACAACAAACUCUUGACUAUGAAUAAAAAACAACAACUUUUAACUUCUUUAAUUAGUGAAAUCAAUAAACCUCAACCCAAAAAAGAAGCAAUUGUUAAAGGCUUAUCCGAAUUAGAAACCGAAACUAAAAAAGACUGUUCGCAUUGUCAGCAUAAGAAAUAUGCCGAGCAAAUUUCGGCAAUAAAGGAGGGAAAAUGA
Entrophospora sp. SA101 is the source of this 732-nucleotide messenger RNA. Lineage: Eukaryota; Fungi; Glomeromycota; Glomeromycetes; Entrophosporales; Entrophosporaceae. The record is from the annotation of a GenBank genome assembly.